This is a messenger RNA of Paramuricea clavata, 312 nucleotides long. The record is from the annotation of a GenBank genome assembly. NCBI's taxonomy places the organism in Eukaryota, Metazoa, Cnidaria, Anthozoa, Malacalcyonacea, Plexauridae.
AUGAAUCCAACUUUAUUAUAUUAUUUGACGCUUUCAGCAUUUGGUGAUGAAACACCAGAGUCAGAUGAGGAGGUUGAAGUGCUCGACAGACAAGAAAAAAAUGACGAGACAUUGGAGCUGCUGCAAAGUCAAGUAGCUACAGAAAUUGAACACAACAAUAUUUUGCGAACAGAAAAGCGACAUUUGGAGGAAACCUUGCAGUCUGAAUCAGUUAAACGUGCCAAAAUGGAAGAGAGAGUUGCUUUGUUGGAACAGGAACUGGCAAAGAAAGAAAGAGUGUGGAAGGUGACAGAAUCGGAAUUGCAAUUUUAA